Messenger RNA from Helianthus annuus (common sunflower), 1283 nucleotides. Its product is annotated as adenylate isopentenyltransferase 3, chloroplastic. Gene Ontology annotation, cellular component: mitochondrion. The transcript is spliced from 2 exons. The coding region runs from base 96 to 1073 and encodes 325 amino acids. Gene Ontology annotation, molecular function: tRNA dimethylallyltransferase activity. The record is from RefSeq and is a predicted model, not a curated record. Gene Ontology annotation, biological process: tRNA modification; cytokinin biosynthetic process. Lineage: Eukaryota; Viridiplantae; Streptophyta; Magnoliopsida; Asterales; Asteraceae.
AUGUGAAUGGUGUUCAGAAAGAGUUUUUCUUCUAAUACUGUACACCUUAAAAUAAUUAUUAAAAGCCUACGAAAGUCAGGAUUUUCAUGCUAUAAAUGCCAAUCGUGUUCCACCAAUUACCAUUCACAUUAAUUCAAAUCAUAAAAUAUUAUUCACAGCCACAGCCAACAGUCACCACAACCGUCGCAAACCACCCACCGCCGUCACAAACCACCCUCUUUCUCACAAACAUUAACCAAAAAAUGAUGUGCAAGAUGGCUCUAGCGCCCUUACUGCAAACACCCACCUGCUCCAUCGUUAAAUUUCCAAAAGAAAAAGUUGUGGUUGUGAUGGGUGCCACCGGUGCCGGAAAAUCAAGACUUGCCAUAGACCUUGCAGCCCAAUAUCCGGCCGAGAUAAUAAACUCGGACAAAAUGAAAGUGUACGAAGGUUUAGAUAUUCUCACUAACAAAAUCACAAAGGAAGAACGUGACGGAAUGCCACACCAUCUCCUUGGAGUUGUUGAUCCUGAAACCGAUUUCACUGCUGAAAACUUCGUCCUAGAGGCUUCACUUGCCUUGAAAUCAGUUGUUGGGAGAAAGAAGCUGCCCAUAAUUUCCGGUGGAUCGAAUUCUUUCAUCGAAGCAUUGGUUGAGGAUCGCGAGUUUCGAUCUAGUUACGAGACUUGCUUUUUGUGGGUUGACGUGGAAUUGUCGGUGCUUUACCAAGUACUAGCUGACCGCAUUGACCGCAAGGUGGUCAACGGGAUGGUGGAUGAAGUCAGAGAGUUUUACAACCCUAAGGCUGACUACUCGAAAGGGAUCCGAAGAGCAAUUGGCGUGCAAGAACUUGAUUCGUACUUUCGUGCAAUUGAUUCAUCUUACACCGAUGAAAAAACUCUCGACAUGUUAUUGGAUUCAGCCAUCCACGAAAUGAAGAUCAACACAUGCAAGUUGGCACGCCGCCAAGUCGAAAAGAUUCACCAGUUAAUAAACGUUAAAGGGUGGCAAAUUAACCGGUUAGAUGCCACUAAAGUUUAUAAGAAAAACCAUAGUGAAGACGCUGAUGGCAACAAAAUUUCUAUUGAAUUUUAAUCAGUUAGAAGUUAAUCUUAAUUGUGGCUCAAAUGUGAUAGUUGAUGGGGGUGAGGAUCUUAUAUAAAGUCUAAAUAAUAUGUUUGUUGGUUGUUUUGAUUUCGUUUUUCAGCUUAAGUCUAAUAAAAAUCAAAACAAAGGAUUAUGGUUAUUGUAUUUGGAAUGGUUUCGAUUGAUUAAUAAAAUAAAAUUAGAGUCGUGCAAAAAUAA